AUGAAUUUUAGUUGGGUGUACCACCUUUAAAAUUAUGAGUGAAAAUUUAUUGCCUGCACAUUGCAGUACGUAUAUGAGUGGGCGCUCUUAUCGCGAUUUCUGAAUUAAAAUUGAAACGUUUUAUGAUCAUUUCACAGAUCGUCGUAAAAUUUGAAACGCAUUUCCGUCACUUAUAUUAACAAUGUCUUCGUACGACGAUAAUUACGAUAAGGAACAUCCAAGAAAUUUGAUACCUGAAUUAUGCAGACAAUUUUAUAAUUUAGGCUGGGUUACUGGAACUGGUGGUGGUAUAUCUAUUAAACAUGAGGACAAGAUUUAUAUUGCUCCAUCUGGAGUCCAGAAAGAACGAAUCUUACCAGAUGAAAUGUUUGUACAGACUAUUAAUGGACAAGACUUAGAAUUGCCUCCACCAGAAAAGAAAUUGAAAAAAUCACAAUGUACUCCAUUAUUUAUAUGUGCAUACACAAGAAGAAAUGCUGGUGCUGUAAUUCAUACUCAUUCUAAGUUUGCUGUGAUGGUUACAUUACAUUGGCCUGGAAAGGAAUUUCGUGUUACUCAUCUUGAAAUGAUAAAGGGCAUUAGAAAUCAGAAAUUGGGAAGAGCUUAUCGUUUUGAUGAAGAACUUGUAGUGCCAAUAAUAGAAAAUACUCCAUUUGAAGAAGACUUAAGGGAUGAAUUAGAUAAAACUAUUGAGGCUUAUCCAGAAACUUGUGCUGUAUUAGUAAGGAGACAUGGUGUCUAUGUUUGGGGUGAUACAUGGCAGCAAGCCAAAACUAUGACGGAAUGUUAUGAUUAUUUAUUUGACAUAGCAUUACAAAUGAAAUUAAGUGGAUUAGAUCCGCUUGCAACUCCGGAUGAUUACGAGUUACAAUAUUUGAGUUAGUAUCAUGAUCUUCAUUCCAUAUUUUUAUAAGUCGUGAUGAGUUAAUAUACUCGUAUAUUGUACAAAAAAAUUGAUGUAUAAAUGUAUAUACAUAUUUUACAAUUUCA
Molecule: messenger RNA, 990 nt
Organism: Osmia bicornis bicornis
Lineage: Eukaryota; Metazoa; Arthropoda; Insecta; Hymenoptera; Megachilidae
Product: probable methylthioribulose-1-phosphate dehydratase
Exons: 5
Coding region: 182-883 (233 amino acids)
Cellular component (GO): cytoplasm
Molecular function (GO): metal ion binding; methylthioribulose 1-phosphate dehydratase activity
Source: RefSeq, a predicted model, not a curated record